Rhincodon typus (whale shark) is the source of this 1390-nucleotide messenger RNA. Its product is annotated as equilibrative nucleobase transporter 1-like. The transcript is spliced from 3 exons. Bases 76 to 459 code for a protein of 127 amino acids. The record is from RefSeq and is a predicted model, not a curated record. Lineage: Eukaryota; Metazoa; Chordata; Chondrichthyes; Orectolobiformes; Rhincodontidae.
UUUCUUUUUAUCUUCCCAGACCGGGGAACUUGAAGCAACCAGGAUAUCAAAAGGGAAUUUUUGAUAGUCAGGACAAUGGAACCCCUGAGGGAGAGGAUCAAACGGCUCUUAACGUUUGCCACGGGACUAUUUGAGUGCAUUGGCUUCGCAGGCGUGAUCUUUGGCUGGGCAUCACUCGUUUUUGUGCUGAAGAAGGAGAAAUAUUUCGCCAACCUCUGCUACCCUCCGCACAAUGCCAGCUACCAUGGAGCUGAAAAUGGCACCAUGCACUGUGAUCCCCAGGAUGAACGCUUCACCCUCAUCUUCACUCUGGGAUCCUUCAUGAACAAUUUUGUGACGCUGCCAUGUGGCUUCUUGUUCGACCACUUCGGUACCAUGGCAACCCGCUUCCUUGGCAUCAGUCCGUCUUUCACCUUCAGGAGGUAUACCAGGACCAACAGACAGAGGGAGACAAACUGAUUCGGCACCGCAGUCUAGACAGUCAAUUUCUGUAUCAAUUUCCCUAUCUCUGCCCCCAAUAAAACAUAACACUUAACAGGUGGCAAUCAGCUGUGAGCAAAUCUAUGGUACCUGGUAAAGACAUAGGCCUCCCUAUUAUUACUUCGAAGGGACUAAGGCCGGUAGUUCUGUUUGGGGUCACUCGUGUAUUGCACAGGACGAUGGGUAAUGCUUGGGGCCAAGGUCUCUGUUCUUGAUGAUACUUUGCAAGCCUCUGUUUAAGGGUUCUAUUGGUGCGCUCUACCUGCCCUGAGGUCUGGGGGUGAUUUGGACAGUGUAGAUCCCAUUUAAUCCUGAGUAGCCUGCAGACCUCUUCAUAUACUGUGCCAGUGAAGUGGGUGCCUUGAUCUGAGUCAUUGCAGCUCGGGAGACCCCAUCGAGGGAUAUGGUCUUUACAGAGGACUUUGGCUGCAUGGCUAGCAGUGGCCCUCCCAGUGGGAGAGGCUACUACCCACCUUGAGAAUCUAUCCACAAUAACCAAGACCUCUGAAUACCCCUGACAUUUUGGUAAGGAAAAAUAGUCAGCCUGCAGGUGUUGGAAGUGGAUGGUGUGUCUCAGUUGAAGCAUCCCUGCAGUGGGUGUGGGGUUGUUCUUUUGACAUGUCAUGCACCUAUCUACUACUGACUGGGCAUGAGUUUUAAAUCCCCUUCCCCACCAACUUCUUUGAAGCCUAGCUUGUCAUCUGUGGGGGACCUAGAUGUCCCCAGGAGUGGAUCUGUUGAGCCAAGAAAGGCAAUUGCGCUUAUGGUGCCACUGGUUUAUUGGUCCCCUUCUGUCUCCAGAGACCAUCCUCGCACAACUUCAAUCCUGACUCAAUCUGUGUCCACUUCUCUUCUCGAGAGCAUUGCUGUUGCAUAGUUUUUAUGUCCUGUAGUUUGUUUGUUGUGGUCU